Salvelinus namaycush (lake trout) is the source of this 3447-nucleotide messenger RNA. RefSeq names its product genetic suppressor element 1-like. The transcript is spliced from 14 exons. The record is from RefSeq and is a predicted model, not a curated record. The coding region runs from base 1 to 3447 and encodes 1148 amino acids. NCBI's taxonomy places the organism in Eukaryota, Metazoa, Chordata, Actinopteri, Salmoniformes, Salmonidae.
AUGAUCGCCACGCCAACUCGCACCACGGCCACGGUCAGCCCUCUCACCCCGCUAGCCAAUGGCAGUGUGGCUGCUCAGUCUGCUCACUCUGGAUUCGCUGCCGCCCUCCGUCAAUUGGCCAAACAGGCUGAAGAUCCCAGAGGUUCUUCUCCCAGUAGUGAGUCUUCAGUCUCCUCUCCAGCCACCUGUCUCAGUAAUUCAGUCACCACUCCUAAGAGGGGGUUGUCAGGGCCACUCCAGACCUCAAGUGGGGUAGACAGCCUUCCCUCCACCCCUCCUGUAGUCACCAUCGCCCCAAUUCACAGCAAGACCAGCAACAUUCUCUGGAUAGGAGAAGGGCACCAGGCUGAGUCAGGUGUUUGUGGAGUGAGUAGGGAGAGUGUUGGGUCUGAGCUCAGCCCUACCCAGGAGAAAGGAGGUUAUCCUGUCCCCUCUCCUCACGUCUUGGCUCACCCCUCUUACCCCUUCAGCCUCACCCCCAGCUCUGUCAUGCAGGACCGGCGACUACAGGGCCUUAGUCUACCCGGUCAGGUACACCCUGCGGUUCCCUCGGGGACGGUCCCAGAGGAGUACCUGAGAGGACUCCGCCCCUUUGCUACCUCAGACGACCUCCGCCUACCCUCGCUGCACCUGGGGCUCGACCCCGUCACUGCUGCCCAUGUUACUGCUGCCUACUACCACCCUGCCUACCUCCACCACCUACACAGGAUGGAGGAGUCUCUGUGUCUGUCUGCACUGCGCUCUCAGUUCUACUCUGUACCAGCAGGCGGAGCCUUCUCUACCCUCCACCCCUCUGCCCUCCACAUGCACGUGCCUGGGGCAUGCUACCCUGGGGAGCUCAGCCACACACACAGCGCAAUAGCUGAGAGACUACAGAUGGAGGAAGACCUUCGCCAACGAGAGAAACAGAGGGAGCUUGAGCUGGAACGGGAGAGAGAGAGGGAGCGGGACAGAGAGAGAGAAAGGGAGCGAGAAAGGAAGAGGGAGAGAGAGAGGCAGAGGGAGAAAGAGAGGCAGAGGGAGAUGGUGAAAGCGGUGGGGACCCAGUACCUUGCUGGACUGAAGGCUCUCACGGCUCCGCCGGAGGACAGGGUCUUACCUGGGGAGAGACUGACACCCAAAAGACUGGGUAAGCCCCCCCUCCCUGCCCUCCCAGUCCCUAAACCUCUACAGCCAGACCUCCAGUCCUCCAGGGGGUCAGCCUCUCACCCCAUUCCCACCCUGGUGCCCUCUCAGAUGGGGAAUGCACACACUGCCUCAGCCUCUAUCGGGGGGCUCCAUGGAACACUGGCCUCUGCAAUGAAGCUCCAACAGGCCAAUGGGGAGAAUCUCUGGUUGUCAAAUCAGCGCCGGCAGGGGCAGGAGAGUGAGGCGUGGUCACCUGGGGAAGGGGUGGAGCCUAGGAGACACAGCUACAGGUCCAACGCCAGCCAGCGUGACCCAGGCAACAGAGAGUCUCAACCCCACCUAGGAGCCCCACCUCCACUCAUCUCCCCCAAAGCUCACCCUCACCUCCUCCCCCACCCCCCUGUCCCUCCCACCACCCUCUGGAACCCUGCCUCUCUCACAGAGACCCCCGCAGACCCUCGUCGCAGGUUUGACUCCCCUAUUCCCCCCUCCCGCCCUCCUCCUGGUCUGACCAGAGCUGAGUGGCCCCCCAGCUGGGAGCGGGGGGAGGAGGGAUGCAGGAGGACGGGGGAGGGUCCAGAGAGGUUCUCCUUCAUCAGGGGACCCGUUCUGCAGGUUUCUGGCCUCUGGAGCAUGGCUGAGCUUGAAAGAUCCACUCACAGUAACCACCACCAUAACCACCUCCACCAGCAGGGCUCACUGCUUCUGUCCUCCCCCAGCCCCAGCUCUGACCUGGGGGUUCAGCGCCCGUCCAGCUCCCCCUCUCCCUCCAGGGACCUCCAGAAGUCUGAGCGGCCAGGCCAGGAGCCUCAAAACCCAGUGGUGUACGAUAAGAUCCUUCAGCAGCAGCACAGGCUGGUCAGCAAGCUGGAUCUGGAGGAGAGCAGGAGGAGAGAGGCCAGGGAGGGAGGGUAUUACUAUGAUCUAGAUGACUCGUAUGAUGAGAGUGAUGAGGAGGAAGUGAGGGCCCACCUCAGAAGGGUUGCAGAGCAGCCCCCCCUAAAACUAGACACAUCCUCAGAGAAGGUGUGUUUUCUGCAUGUGUGUGGCCUGACCACGCUGGCCCAUCGUGACCAGCUGUUUCAUCAGAAGAGGAGGAAGAGGAGGAGGAUGCUGAGAGAGCGCAGCAACUCCCCUCCUCCUGUACAAGGCAAGAGGAAGACCCCUUGUUCUACUGUGGCACCCGUUCCCCCCCUCAGCACCACUCUCACCCCUGAAGAGAUGAACUGCUUCCCCCAACUGGAGGACAAGAAACACUUCCUCAACAUGCUUAGCCUGUCCCAUGUCACGAGCCAGCAGAGGAGAGAUAAGGAAAAGAUGGAGGGGUUGCUGAAGGCUAUAAAGCUAAAGAGUGUGACAUUGGACACCAUCAGAUACAACCCAUUACCCCUCUGUAGCAGCACUCCUGUUCUCUCAACUGCAGACUACACACCUGACCUCCCAGCCUGCAAGUCAAACGGUCUACACUACCCAGACUCCCCAAGCCCCUUGCCCCCCUACCCCCACCAUCCCGACAAACUUCACACAGACCCACUAAACCCCCAACCCCCUCCACCCUGCCACCCCCCUCCCCUGGGCCUCCACCCCGACAGGGCAGGACUGUGCGAACGUCACCCAUCUAAGAGGCUCCAAGGUCUCCAGAUCGGAGCGGGCCACCUUGGCCAUCCUCCCCAACUGAAGGUGCCCCUGGCUGGGCAGAAUGGGCAGAACAAGCCCUGGGAAAGAUUCAUCCGGGAGGACUUCGCCCAACACUUCCACCAGGCUGUGUUGCAGUCUACCCACAAGACACUGGGUAGCUCCAUAUGCGUUCCAGAGUCCAGUAUAAAGUCUGAGCCCGAGCCCUCAGCGCCCUACAACAUCCCCCCUCUGAAGAGACCAGACCCCCUCCACACACCUCCACACCCCACCAAUGGGCAUCAUCCCUACCCUUCUCCACCCCACCAUGACCCUGAUGGCGUACGGGUUGAGCGCUCAGAGGAAGAUGAGGAAGAGGAGGAUGAAGAGGAGGACGAAGAAACCCCUAGGAAGUGGAAGGGCAUAGAGUCAGUCUUUGAGGCGUAUCAGGAGUAUGUGGAUGAGCGGGGUAUGGAGAGACAGGUUCUCCACAGUCAGUGCAGGAGGCUGGAGACUCAGAACUACACUCUCCGUCUGACAGCUGAACAACUCUCACACAGCAUGGCGGAGCUGCUGAGUCAGAGACAGAGGGUGAGAGAUGAGAGAGAGCGACUGCAGGCUCAGCUAGAGCACUUCAGGAAGUGUCUGACCCUUCCCAACGUGCACUGGGGCAAGGGGCAGCUCAAAGGUCGCCUCCCCCGGUGA